GUGGGCGGAGCGACUUGCGAUAGUAUCCAAACACAUCAGUGGUUUCUUGACAACAUAUCUGACAUUCUGCGACGUUUCUGACAGAUAUUCUCGUAGGAAGGAAUUUCUGAGCGACACUGGGAGUCGAAAAACAUCAAAAUCCAAAGUACUGUUCAAAGUGGAAUGGUCGCCGGCCAUUCCCAUCGCUCAUGAUCAUAAUCACUUCCCAUAGCUAUAGACUUGCAUGUACUAAAUGCCCCAAAUGUUCGUGCAAAGUGCUCAGUCGUUUAUCGGAAUGCUCUCAUGAGGUCCUCCACACCGUGCGCUAUGCUAUGCACUAUCUGCCAGGAUCGUUGUGCCUUUCUGAAUUCUCUCCGCAUCCAAGGGCUACGACACGCCUUUUUCCUCUAAUCCCAUCCAAUGACACCUUCUGGGAAGAGAACACCGUGGCUAUCUGGCGUAUAUCUACCGUCCUUUCUCAAAGUCAAUAUCUCCUUGUCGCUCCUUGCCCCUAUGACUCUCGCGUUUGGCUUCGAUUGCCGACGGUACCAAAAGGUUGCAGAGUUCAUACCAUGCACGCCUCAGCGUAGGUGCCUGAGGCCCAGGGUGCGGAUUCCGGCCAUGCAUGCAUACAAUCACACAAUUGAUGGUCUAAUCUUCGCAAGUACAGUCGGCGGAAACUAUUAUUAGCUAAUAUGGGUAUAAAGUCAAGAACGGGGAUAUAGUAAGUAGCCACAGCUACGGCCACUGAAAUAAAAAGAGGAGUGCAUC
Somion occarium is the source of this 750-nucleotide messenger RNA. Lineage: Eukaryota; Fungi; Basidiomycota; Agaricomycetes; Polyporales; Cerrenaceae. The record is from the annotation of a GenBank genome assembly.